Glycine soja is the source of this 803-nucleotide messenger RNA. RefSeq lists its product as uncharacterized. Bases 295 to 600 code for a protein of 101 amino acids. Lineage: Eukaryota; Viridiplantae; Streptophyta; Magnoliopsida; Fabales; Fabaceae. The transcript is spliced from 3 exons. The record is from RefSeq and is a predicted model, not a curated record.
CGUUACUAGAGCCUAAGAAGUCUAUAUUCACCUGUUUUUCUGCCAUUUGUAUGUGCCUUUCUGUUUGUUCCUGGCCAUGGUUGCCACGUUAAUUGAUCUGUUGAGAGCACAGCUGUGCCCCUCACCCCUCUUCAUAAUGACAGUCAAAGAUGCCCCAUUUUCAGCUGCACACCUUCGGUUACAAAUUAGGAAAAGCAAAGGCACAAUCAAGUGCCCUUUUCUCCACCUUUCUUGUUCUAUUUAUUCAAGAUUAGGAGUAGUGGUGUGUUGUGUGUGUUUCCUUUCCCUCUGAAGAUGAAGAAGCAUCAAGUAGCAGCUGCAGAGAAGAAGAAGGACAACAACAUGGAGAAGCCAUUAACAACACCAUUGAUGACUCCUCCUCCCACACUUGAAAGAAAGACUUCCAUUGAUGCUGAGCCUAAAACUUUGUUUCAGGAGGAAAUGAAAGUUGCAAGGGAGGCAGCUCUCAAAAUCAUCAAUUCUCACUCCAAAGAAGAUGCCCUAAAAAUAUUCCUGGCGGGUUUGGUGCCAGUGGGAACAAGCUCAAAGCAGGUGAAACAUGAUGUUGUCGUGUCUGACUGCGAUGACGACGACGAAUGAAGGAUUAUUCAAUUGGAAUAUGCUGAUCCAUGGAAAGCUGAAGCUUUAAUUAGGAGUUCUUAUGCUAUGUGUAUGUUGUUUUCUUUGUUUUAAAAUGUGUUGUGGUUUUAAUAAUUACUCCUAUCAAACAGUUCAUUACCAUCAAUUGGGAAUGUUAUUGUCUUGUAUUGAUCUGAAUUUGACUUCAUAUCUAUUCUGCUUUA